AUGGUAUGGUCGCGGAUCGUCAGGUUCGUUGACGGAUCUGGAAAGACGACGUUCGGGGAGCCAUGCAUUGAGCAAAGCGACGACCUCAUCCCCUUACUGAGCAAGAGAGAACUGUUUGCGAUCAAGUUGUUAGGCGAUGACCCUUACUCGUUAGAGCGGACCAAUGAAACGGCAAGGGUCGAGCGCCUCGUUAGUGUCCUGCAGGAGAAGGAUAUUGCUGUCUUCAAGUGCAUCGGUCUCAACUAUGUCAAGCACAUCACGGAGACCGGUCGCAAGCCUCCGCCCUUUCCCUCGAUGUUCAUGAAGCCCGCUCCCGCGGUGGCCGGCUUCAAUGACUACAUACGGGUGCCUCCGAUCGCACAGGAUAAAAAUCUGGACUAUGAGGGCGAACUUUCUGUCGUCAUCGGGAAGACGGGCAAGAACAUCUCCAAGGACGAAGCCAUCUCAUACGUCGCCGGAUAUGUUUCCUCCAACGACGUGUCGGCCAGGACAUGGCAACGCGAUCCAGAAUUCGCCGGUGGAAUUCCCCAGUGGUCAUUUGCCAAGUCGUUUGACACCUUUGCCCCUCUUGGUCCGAUGUUGGUAUCUCCAGCUGUGGUAGGCGCGGCGGAUCAGCUGACGCUAGAAACUCUCGUGAAUGGCGAAGUGCGUCAGUAUACAAACACUAGUGAUCUACAGUUUGAUGUUGCUGCCAUUAUUAGCUUCUUAAGCCAAGGUUCAACUCUGCAGAAAGGCACUGUAAUCAUGACCGGAACCCCUGGUGGUGUGGCGUUGGGUAUGGCGGAGCCGAAGUGGUUGCGGAACGGGGACGUUGUCGAAGUGAGGAUUGAGCAUCUAGGUAGCUGUGUGAAUAAGAUCGUUUACGAGUAA
Messenger RNA from Aspergillus puulaauensis, 870 nucleotides. RefSeq names its product fumarylacetoacetate hydrolase family protein. Lineage: Eukaryota; Fungi; Ascomycota; Eurotiomycetes; Eurotiales; Aspergillaceae. The transcript is spliced from 3 exons. The coding region runs from base 1 to 870 and encodes 289 amino acids. Gene Ontology annotation, molecular function: catalytic activity. The record is from RefSeq and is a predicted model, not a curated record.